This is a messenger RNA of Branchiostoma belcheri (Belcher's lancelet), 2344 nucleotides long. RefSeq lists its product as uncharacterized. The record is from RefSeq and is a predicted model, not a curated record. The transcript is spliced from 8 exons. Gene Ontology annotation, cellular component: nucleus. Lineage: Eukaryota; Metazoa; Chordata; Leptocardii; Amphioxiformes; Branchiostomatidae. Bases 98 to 1786 code for a protein of 562 amino acids. Gene Ontology annotation, molecular function: zinc ion binding.
GCUUUCCUUUGUUGUCAAAAUGGUGGACGUUCGUCAGUGAAGAGAGCGCUUGUUUCGGCCAAGAACGAGGUCUUUUCAGACCCCAGCAACUCACCAGAUGUCAAUGAUGGCAACCACCCAGGAAAAGAUCAAGAGCCUGUUCGCAGACCUUGGUAAACCCACGUUGCGCGGCGUCAAGAAAUGCCCGAAGUGCGGGACCCUCAACGGGACGCGCGGCCUGAGCUGCAAGAACAAGGAGUGCAACACCGUGUUCCGCGACAAGGUCCGCAAGUCGGGACACAGCGCGGACGCCGUGCGCAUCAUCACGGGGUCCACCGUGCAGGUGUUCUCGGUGCGCUUGCGCGACCGUGGGCCGGACUAUCGAGGAUUCGUCCAGUUGCCCCUAACAACCGAUGCAGACGGCAAUCCCACUCAGACUGAGGACGGAGCGGCGCUGAUCGCUGCGUCUGGCGCCGGGCGUUGUUUCGUCGAGACUUGUCAGAGAGUCCGACACGUUACCGAAGAGACCUGCCCCCACAUCAAGUUAGCCCUUUCCUGCGAGGCAGAAGCCACACCGCUCACCCUGAAAAACUCCGUUCUGAACUCCCUAAACAUAUCCAACGAAAUCAAGCAGGCUAUAUGGCUCCUGGCUACAGAAACAACAGGACCGCUCGUGCAACGAGUCACGAAAAACAUCAUGGUAGUGAAGUGCAAACCCGACCCGAGACAGCCGCUCGGUUUCCUGCACUUCUCGUUCAGCGACACGAGCCGGAAUCGCGACGCAGCGGAGCACAAGUUCCACUGCACGUGCCGGAUGUUCAAGACGGUGAAGAGUCAGGGCGUGUCGGAGCAGGCCAGGAGGUGUGUCCACUUCUACGCCUGCAUCUGCGCCUUCGCCAGCGAUGACAAGCUCACGGAGGAGUUCGCCUACUACAUAAACCUCGACAACCCAGGUGCAGCCCCAGACAAGACACUGGAGAUACUGGAGGUGUUAGAAGGGUCCCCCAAGAUAUCAAAGAAGAGAAAGAAAGACGACACAUUAGCCCAGGCCAGUAGUGCACUGCUAACAUUACAAGACAGCGGAAACAUUCCCACCAAGAAAACCCCCAUCAAGAAAACAGUUGCAGCGGCCAGUCCUCCGUGUGCUAAGAGACCUGCUACCACAGUAGACGAGACAGAGAUCUCUCUGUCCUUCCAGGAGUGGUUGGGGAGUGUGGUGGAGAGAAUCAACCAGACCAUGCAUUACCAGUUUGACGGUUACCCAGACCCGCUGGUGUUCCAUGUCCCGCAGCCGUUCUUUGACGCCCUGCAGCAGAGGAUUUCCGCGGGCUGCAAGAAGCGGCGCCUGCCCAACUCCACGGUGGCGUUUGUGCGGAAGGACGCCCUCCCGCUCGGCACCUUCUCCAAGUACACCUGGCACAUCACCAACAUCCUGCAUGUCAAACAGAUCUUCGACACUCCUAUGAUGCCCCUGGAGGUGACACGCAGCUUUGUGGAGAAUCGUGAUGGGACCUACGAGCCGUACGACGCCCCAAAAGUUGAAGUAGAAACGAUAGCUGAAGCGUACCGCAAGAUAGAAGGCCAACAAGCCAUCAAGCCGUUUGAACUGAAGACUUAUUUGAAAGUUGGGAACACGAGUCCCGACCAGAAGGAGCCCACCCCGUUUGUCAUCGAGUGGAUCCCGGACAUCCUGCCCAGGUGCAAGAUCGGCGAGCUGCGCAUCAAGUUUGAGUACGGCCACCAGCGGAACGGUCACAUGGAAGUACGCAGAACCCUCCCACUACCAGAAGUAGAGGCCAUCUUAUAAUACAAUAUCUAUUAGUAUACAUUAGGCCACACCAAUUUAAAUCAACUGGUUCUUGGAUUUGCCUGCUUAAUUUUUCUGAAAAAAGAAAUCAGCUCCAAAAGGCUCAUAUCUUGGCCCCAACAGUUGAAGAAGACAGUCCUUGUCUUCCCAGUUGUUACAGUUUUUCACAUCUAUCAAUGCGGCCACCAGCGCGAUGGACAAAUGGAAGUACGCAGAACCCUCCCCCUACCGGAAGUAGAGACCAUCUUAUAAUACAAUAUCUAUUAGUAUACAUUAGGCCACACCAAUUUAAAUCAACUGGUUCUUGGAUUCACCUGCUUAAUUUUUCUGAAAAAAGAAAUCAGCUCCAAAUGCUCAUAUCUUGGCCCCAACAGUUGCAGAAGACAAGGGAAGAAGACAGUCCUUGUCUUCCUAGUUGUAACAGUUUUUCAAGUCUAUCAAUGCGGCCACCAGCGCGACAGACACAUGGAAGUACGCAGGACCCUCCCCCUACCGGAAGUAGAGGCCAUCUUAUAAUACUGGUACCAGAUCUACACAUUAGGCCACACUAAUUAAAUU